Molecule: messenger RNA, 4935 nt
Organism: Quercus robur (English oak)
Lineage: Eukaryota; Viridiplantae; Streptophyta; Magnoliopsida; Fagales; Fagaceae
Exons: 6
Coding region: 1-4935 (1644 amino acids)
Molecular function (GO): nucleic acid binding; RNA-DNA hybrid ribonuclease activity
Source: RefSeq, a predicted model, not a curated record
AUGGAGGACUUAGCAAACACAUGGAACAGACUUUCUUUGUCGGAUAGGGAGCAAAAGGGCUACGUCCUCCGAUCUGAUCAUCGCACGGGGGAAUAUUUGUUGGCUGCUAAAUUUUUAACCCCCCGCUUUCUGAUCAUGAAUGCAGUUGCUAAAACCUUCAAGCAACUCUGGAGGUCAACAAAUGGUUUUAAGAUCAGGCAUCUUGGGGAUCAUAAAGUUCUCUUUGUCUUUGACAAUCUCCCUGAUGUUCAUGAUAUACCCCUACGUUUUAUGACUAAGGAAAUGGCUAAGUGCCUAUGUGAAACAGUUGGGGAGGUCAGAAAAUCUACAGGUGCCGUUGAUGAUGAAGGAGGUCAUUUUAUGAGGGUCCAUGUUACUAUUGAUUUAACCCUACCUCUUUGUCGUGGAAGGGUGAUUACUCUUGUGGAUGGUGGCAAAUCCUGGGUGGCUUUCAAGUAUGAGAGGUUGCCAAAUUUUUGUUACUGGUGCGGGCGACUAACUCAUGAUGACAAAAAUUGCGAUCUCUGGAUCCAAAGUAAGGGUACUCUUAAAGUUGAAAAUCAACAAUUCAACUCAAGUUUGAGGGUAGCACUGUAUACAACAGCGGGUAAAGAUGUUAUUUUCGUGCCUGGGUAUUAUGAAGAUCGGGUAAAGAGAGUUCAACAGUCUCCUGUUGUCCCUGUGGUUAGUUCGGCGGAGAUGGUGAUGGAGGAAACUCCGGCGAUGGAAUCUCAGCCAAUUUUGGAAACCGAAAAAUCUGGGGGUGAAAUAAAUUUGGAAUCUCCUAGUUUUCCGAACCCCAGUAAAUGCAAUGAUUUAUUCUCGGCUGUCCUCCACAAUAUUGACAAGGGAUUAUCAAAGUUUGAUUCCUCAAAUCUCGAGUUGGGAGGAAAUUCAAAAUCUGAAGCUACAAAAAGUCCACCCCCAUCUGAUCUUUCUAGCCUCAAGGAGUGUGUUACUAAGUUACCCACAUCCCAGUCACGUGACUCUUUUAUUCCUCAUAUGCCUCCUGUUUUGAUGAGUACGGCACUAACAGAUGUCCCUAUUUCGAUCUCUACUGAGGUUCCAGCACUUAAAAAGAGUACUUGGAAAAGGUUAGUUCAAGCUGACCCACGGGUGAAAUCCAACUGGGAUAAGCCUAUCCAACCAAAACGUUCCUUUAAUUCUCUGGAUGUUCCUAAUGAAUUACCAUGCAAGCGUCGUCUGGUUUCUCAUCAAGAAGAGGUUCACUGUGAUAUAUUGGCAAAGAAACACGUUGUAUCAAAAAUCAACCAGGGUGGCGGUUUGGUUCUCAUGUGGAAAUCGGAUUUUGAUAUCUCUGUCACUUCUUCCUCUCUUAAUCACAUAGACGUUGUGAUCAAUGCUGGUAAGACAAACUCUUGGCGCUUUACAGGAUUUUAUGGUUAUCCGGAAACUCAGAGACAUCAUGAAUCCUGGACUAAACUGAAACAUCUCAACCUCUGCUCUUCUUUGCCAUGGCUGUGCGCGGGAGAUUUCAAUGAGAUUGCUAAGUCUCAUGAGAAGUUGGGUGGUCAUGCUAGGCCAGAGAAUCAGAUGAAAGAGUUUCGUGAUACUCUAGAUGAAUGUAGUUUCACUGACUUGGGUUAUGAGGGGCCAAAGUUCAUGUGGUUUAAGCGUCUGUCUGGGGGUAUCACAGUGUGGGAGCAUUUGGAUAGGGCUGUUGCAAAUCCAGAGUGGCUCACUCUCUUCCCAGGCUCAUCAGUCCAGCACCUAGAUUCCGUAUUCUCUGACCAUAAACCGAUCAUUAUUCACCCUAAUGGCAUUCAAGCUCGUUCCUGGAGACCAUGGAGAUUUGAACAGGUUUGGUUAAAGGAUGAGAUGUGUCAUUCUACAGUGGAAUCUGCUUGGUCCCCAGCUAUCUUCUCCCCUUUUCCGAUGUCAGUGAUAGAAGGAAAUCUGGUACAAUGUCAAUCUAAGUUACGUCUGUGGAGUAAGACGUCUUUUGGGAACAUCAAUCUAGCUCUUAUCGAAAAGAAAAAUCUAGUGAAGAAGGUUGAAGAGGAGGCUGAAAGGGACCAAAACACAAGGUAUUUCCAUGGUAAGACCUCUCAACGCUUUAGGCGUAAUUCUGUAAAACGGCUCGGGGAUUCAAAUGGAGUUUGGUGCAACGGUGAUGAGAAAGUGGCAGGUCUCUUCAUUGAUUACUUCAAUGAUCUUUUUACUUCCUCAAACCCGAGUCAUAUUGGUGAAGUUCUUGAAUCAGUAUCUUGGGUUAUCACUGAGCAAAUGAAUUCAGAUUUGUUGAGGGUCUUCACCAGGCAAGAAGUUGACAUGGCUCUUAAACAAAUGGCCCCCUUGAAGGCCCCGGGCCCCGAUGGCAUGCCACCCAUUUUUUAUCAACAUUAUUGGAGUUCCAUUGGUAAGGAUGUCUCCUGUGCAGUGUUAUCUUGUUUAAAUUCAGGUACUAUCCCAGCUAGCUUAAAUCAUACUUACAUUACUCUUGUGCCUAAAUCUAAAUGUCCGGAAUUAGUUACGGAAUUUAGACCUAUUUCUCUCUGUAACAUCCUCUAUAAAUUAAUAUCCAAAGUAUUAGCUAACCAAUUAAGAAGUUUGUUGCCUCUUGUUGUAUCUGAAACUCAGAGUGCUUUCCAAUCGGAUAAAGCUAUUUCGGAUAAUAUCCUAGUUGCUUUCGAAACUCUUCAUCAUAUGAAGACGAAGAAGUAUGGUAGAGGAGGUUUCAUGGCUAUGAAGUUGGAUAUGAGUAAGGCUUACGAUAGGGUGGAAUUGACCUUCCUCGAGAGCAUUAUGUUGAAAAUGGGCUUUCAUGAGAAAUGGGUGGGAAUGGUGAUGGCCACAGUGAAAACUGUUUCCUAUUCUAUCUUGGUAAAUGGCGAACCUCGUGGGAAUAUCCAACCAACUAGAGGGAUUAGACAAGGAGAUCCUUUAUCCCCCUAUUUAUUCUUGCUUUGUUCUGAAGGGCUCAAUGGUUUACUCAAAAAAGCUAUUAAUGGUGGUAAUAUUCGAGGAUUCUCUUUAUGUAAGUAUGGUCCACAAAUCUCUCAUCUUUUCUUUGCGGAUGAUAGCUUGAUUUUUUGUCGAGCUAAAUUGGGUGACGUGCAAGCGGUCCAAAAUGCCCUAGCUUUGUAUGAAUUGGCUUCUGGACAAAAGGUCAAUAGCCAAAAGACCAACUUGUUCUUUGGGAAAUCAGUCUCGAAUGCAACUAAAAACACUUUGAAAGAUUUUUUGGGAGUUCCGGAAAUAAAGGAGUAUGAGAGUUAUUUAGGACUUCUAGCAGUUGUGGGGAGGAAAAAAAAAGAGAGCCUGGUUUAUAUAAAGGAAAGGAUUUGGGGUAAACUUCAAGGGUGGAAGGAGAAACUUUUGUCUCAAUCCAAGAGAGAGGUCCUUUUGAAAGCAGUUGUCCAAGCCAUCCCAACCUUUGCUAUGGGUUGUUUUAAGUUGCCAUUAAGCCUCUACCACGAUAUUGAGGUUAUGAUAAAAAAUUUCUUUUGGGGGCAGCAAGGUGAAAGGCGGACGAUCCAUUGGAAGAAGUGGGAAACUCUUUGUCUAUCCAAGGAAGAAGGUGGGUUAAAUUUUAAAGAUUUGAGCAAAUUCAAUGAAGCCAUGUUAGCAAAGCAGGUUUGGCAUUUGAUUCAUGACAAGGAAUCCCUUUUUUAUCGGGUUUUCAAGGCGAAAUUUUUCCCUUCGGGUGACAUCUUUUCAGCCCAAUUAAAAUCUGGAUCCUAUGCAUGGCGUAGCAUUCUUGGUGCUAGGAAGUUAGUGGCUGCUGGGGCUAGGUGGAGAAUCGGUAAUGGUCUAACAACCCGAGUAUAUUCUGAUUGCUGGCUUCCAGGUGGUGGUUCGGGUAGGAUCACUUCCCCUUUGUCAGAGAUUCCAGCAGAUGCAAUAGUUGCUGAUCUUUUGGAGGUUGAGUCGAGUUGGUGGAAUGGCGUGUUGAUUGACAGAAACUUCCUGCCUUUUGAAGCUCAAAAGAUAAAAUCCAUCCCAGUUUGUAUCACCCCUCAGGAAGAUAUUUUAAUUUGGCCAAAAACAAGGGAUGGGAAUUACUCUGUUAAAUCGGGUUACAAGCUUCUUCAAGAACUGGAAAUCAGUGAGCUGGCUUCUUCGUCGGAUUCUGGGGAAAAUAAAAAAUUUUGGUUUGGUUUGUGGAAAAUGAAGGUUCCAAAUAAGUUGAAAACUUUUGCUUGGAGAGCUUGCACUAACUCUCUUCCUACGUUGGAUAAUUUAGUGAAGAGAAAGAUUGUCUCAUCACUUAUAUGCCCCAGGUGUGCAAUGCAGAAUUCCCAUGGAGUAGAUUUGUUCAUCACGCACUGUUGGUUCUUGUGGAAUCAACGGAACAAAAGCAGAGUUGAGGAGGCAGUAACGCCACUGGAAAAACUGUCGGACCUGGCCCAACAAUAUCUCCAGGAAUUCCAGCAAUCCCGUAGCAAACCUGUCGUCAAGCAACCUCCAAAACAGAAUAUCUGGAAACCACCAGACCCGAGUACUUUGAAGACAAACUUUGACGGUGCUAUUUUUGAAGAAUUGGACGCAGCAGGUGUUGGUGUCGUUUUUCGUAAUUCCUCGGGAGAACUACUAGUAGCCCUAUCUAAGAUCAUUCCUCUGCCAUUAUCUAUUCUUGCUCUGGAAACAAUUGCAGCGCGAAGAGCAGUCACCUUCCUGCACAAGCUCAGUUUGGGCAGCUCUAUUUUUGAAGGGGAUUCUGAAACUUCUAUACUGGCAAUUAAAAAUCAGUGUUUUCAUCAUCUUGUAGUGGGUCAUUUGGUCAGGGACAUUAUUUCUUCAGCUAGUUCUUUACAGUAUUUUUCUUUCGCUCACACUCGUAGGCAAGGUAAUGGUUUGGCUCAUGCCUUAGCUCGUAGAGCAAGAUUGUCUUUUCCUGUUUCUAUCUGGAAGGAGUCUGUUCCUCCAGAUAUCCUUAAGCAUUUUCUUUCUGACUUAUUAGCAAUAAAAUAG